UCUAGAGCGCCAUGCUCUCAGCACCUCAUCUUCUCUUCGUCGUCGUCAUUCUCAUCGUCCUCUCCCCGGCGCUCGCCGCGGACGCCGGGGACGCGGCGGCGAUGGUCGCCCUCGCGGCGGCGCUCCGCCCCGCCUCGGCCCUGAACUGGUCGAGCGACGCCGACCCCUGCUCGUGGCCCCUCGUCCGGUGCGACCCCGACGGCGGCGGCGGCGCCCGCGUGACGGCGAUCCAGAUCGGGCGGCGCGGGCUCUCCGGGAGCCUCCCGGGCGCGGUGGCGAACCUGACCGCGCUCGUCCGGCUGGAGGUGAUGGGCAACUCGCUCUCCGGGCCCGUCCCCUCCCUCCCCUCGCUCUCCUCCCUCCGCACCCUCUUCCUCAACGACAACAACUUCACCUCCCUCCCCAUCCCCCGAAGCUUCUCGACCUCUCCCGUCAAGUCCCUCCUCCUCAACAACCAGCGGGGCCCCGCCAAGCUCUCCGGGCCCAUCGACGCCGUCGCCGACAUGACCGGCCUCCGCCAACUCUGGCUCCACUCCAACUCCUUCUCCGGCCCCAUCCCCGACCUCUCGCGCCUAACCGACCUCGCCGACUUGGACUUGCGAGACAACGAGCUCACCGGUCCGGUCCCGGACUCGCUCACCGGGCUCGACUCGCUCUGGACCGUCGUGCUCACCAACAACCUCCUCCAGGGGCCCGUUCCCGCGUUCAAGAACGCCGCGCGCAUGAAGAUCGAUCUCCUCCCUUCGUCCGAGCGCUUCUGCCGAACGGACGCCGGCGAUUGCGAUCCGCGGGUGAACGCCAUGCUCUCCAUCGCCAGCUCUCUCGGGUACCCCGAGAUAUUCGCCAGGAAUUGGCCCGGUAACGAUCCGUGCGGCAACACUUGGCUGGGAAUCACCUGCGAUGCCAAAGGGGACGUGAUUGUUGUUAAUUUCCAGAAACUGGGCCUCAACGGCGCCAUCUCGCCGGAUUUUCGGCUUUUGCCUUCGCUGCAGAAGCUCUUACUGUCGGGAAACAACCUCACCGGCACAAUUCCGGAAGCUCUUACCAAUUUACCUUCACUUAAAGAAUUGGACGUGUCAAAUAACUCUCUCUGGGGGAAAAUCCCCGCUUUUCGCCGAAAUGUUGUGGUGAGAACCGAAGGAAAUCCCGAUAUCGGGAAGGACAUAAAUCCCGGCAAAGACGGGUCGAGCUCUCCUGGAUCGGAUAGUGGCGGUGGUAGCAACAAGUCCUAUUUAAUCGGCGUUGUCGUCAGUUCUGUUAUCGGUGCGGCUUUCCUCGUCGGAUUGCUUGUGUUCUGCUAUUCUAAGAGAAACAAGUUCUGUUUCGGCAAGUCUCGGCUUCCGAGCGGCAUAGUUAUACACCCGGGUCACUCCGGUUCGGAGGCGGAGAUGCUCAAGAUAUCUCUGGCUGGUAAUGGCUUGAAUGGGGUCUUCAAUGGAGCUGUAAGCAGCACGAGUAGUGGGCCUCGUGACUUUCACGUCGGCGAGCCGAGCAGUAUGGUCAUCUCGAUUCAAGUUCUUCGAAACGUGACGAAUAACUUCAGCGAGGACAAUAUAUUGGGCCGGGGAGGGUUCGGGACGGUCUACAAAGGGGGGCUCGACGACGGCACUAAGAUCGCGGUGAAGCGGAUGGAGGGCAGCAGCGCGACGGGCCCGAAGGGUUUGAGCGAGUUCACGUCGGAAAUUUCGGUCCUGACGCGACUUCGCCACCGCCAUUUGGUCUCGCUCCUCGGUUAUUGCUUGGAUGGGAGUGAGAGGAUCCUGGUGUACGAGUACAUGCCGAGAGGAACGCUCAGUCAACAUCUUUUCAACUGGAAGAGCGAGGGGCUGAAUCCGUUGGACUGGAAGAGGAGAUUGAGUAUCGGACUCGAUGUUGCUCGCGGCGUCGAGUAUUUGCAUAGCCUGGCUAAUCAAAGCUUCAUACACAGGGAUCUGAAGCCUUCCAAUAUUCUUCUCGGGGAUGAUAUGAAAGCUAAGGUUGCGGAUUUUGGGCUUGUUAAGCAUGCACCAGAUGGGAAAUAUUCAGUUGAGACGAGGCUUGCCGGCACCUUCGGAUAUCUCGCACCGGAGUAUGCAGUGACGGGCCGUGUGACCACCAAGGCCGACGUGUUCAGCUUCGGAGUAAUCCUCAUGGAGCUAAUCACCGGCCGAAAGGCUCUCGACAACAGCCAAUCGGAGGAGAACGUGCACCUGGUGACGUGGUUCAGACGAAUGCAUAUCAACAAGGCUACUUUCGAAGAAGUCAUCGACCCAACAAUCGACCUUGACGACGAAACCCUAAAGAGCGUUCUCACGGUUGCCGAGUUGGCUUGUCACUGCUGUUCAAGAGAGCCGCAGCAGAGGCCCGACAUGGGCCAGGUCGUUAAUGUCUUGUCUUCGUUGGCGGAAGUAUGGAAGCCGUUGGAACCCAAAUUGGACGACGAAUAUACGAUCGACUUGGACUUGACAUUACCUGAAGCACUCCAGAGGUGGAAGGAGUUAGAGAACAGUAGCCAGUCAGUUUCAACUAUCGGAAACUUGGAGAACUCUCAGAGCAGCAUUCCUGCGAGGCCCACCGGUUUCGCCGAAUCCUUCACCUCAGCACAUGCAAGAUAGAAGAGAUCGAAAGAAAAAAAGAGAAAACAAUAUUGGCAAUAUGGGAGAGUUAUCUAUAUAGGCUUGUCGAUUAAUUCUCAUGCCUGGUCUUCUUUAUUGUUUUGUUUGAUUUAGCAGAUUUUUUUUUUUUUUUUUUCAGUUUCAUGAUGUUGAUCUUUACAGGGAGAAGUUUCAAAGUGUUCUUUUGCUAUUAAUGGUUGUUUUAUUUCAAAGAUAGAUCGAAAUGUUAUAUUGUAGCUGAGUGGUACAUCUUAGAGU
Molecule: messenger RNA, 2852 nt
Organism: Ananas comosus (pineapple)
Lineage: Eukaryota; Viridiplantae; Streptophyta; Magnoliopsida; Poales; Bromeliaceae
Product: receptor protein kinase TMK1-like
Exons: 2
Coding region: 12-2594 (860 amino acids)
Biological process (GO): protein phosphorylation
Molecular function (GO): ATP binding; protein kinase activity
Source: RefSeq, a predicted model, not a curated record